Molecule: messenger RNA, 1904 nt
Organism: Fundulus heteroclitus (mummichog)
Lineage: Eukaryota; Metazoa; Chordata; Actinopteri; Cyprinodontiformes; Fundulidae
Gene: tacr2
Product: tachykinin receptor 2
Exons: 8
Coding region: 227-1489 (420 amino acids)
Biological process (GO): positive regulation of flagellated sperm motility; G protein-coupled receptor signaling pathway
Cellular component (GO): sperm midpiece; plasma membrane
Molecular function (GO): substance K receptor activity
Source: RefSeq, a predicted model, not a curated record
GUCAAAGCGGCUUGUAACACAUUCCAGCAGAGAGAAAGUGAGAGACCGAGCGCCCGUGUUUGUAUGAGAGCGGGGAGAAAUGUAUGAAUGGGUUCUUGGUCGGACCUGAGUGUCCAUUACGCACCUGGGAUUUCAUUUUUGGCCAUUUUCAGCUAUGGACCGAAACAUCUGGGGUUAGAGCUCACCACAUAAUCGGGGCUACAGAGAGGUAACAAAGCGGGACAGAAUGGACGCAGAGAGUCUUAUUAAACACUUUCAGCGAGACCCAGAGUCCACUUUAAUGCCGCUGUCUGUGAGCUCGGACUGGAUGGACGAAGGAAACGAGACCACGGGGAACCAGUUCCAGCAGCCAGGCUGGCAGGUGGCUCUGUGGGCUAUAGCCUACUCCCUCAUCAUCCUGGUGUCCAUCACCGGGAACGUCACGGUGAUCUGGAUCAUCCUUGCUCACAGACGCAUGAGGACCGUGACCAACUACUUCAUCGUCAACCUGGCCUUCUCGGACGCAUCCAUGGCGACCUUUAACACCCUCUUUAACUUCGUCUAUGCGCUUCACAACGACUGGUACUUCGGCCUGGGUUAUUGUAGAUUUCAGAACUUCUUCCCCAUCACAGCUAUGUUUUCUUCAAUAUAUUCCAUGGCUGCCAUAUCAGUGGACAGGUACAUGGCGAUUAUUCAUCCGCUGAAGCCUCGCUUCUCCUCCACCUCCACAAAGGUGGUAAUUGCCUUGAUUUGGAUUGUCGCCUUCUCGCUGGCUUUCCCUCAGUGCUACUACAGCGUAACAACAUUUUACUACCCAAGGACUGUGUGCAUGGUGGACUGGCCGGAUGAUUACGGAGGCACCCAUCAGCUAAGUUACCAGUUUGCAGUGAUUUUGCUGAUCUACUUGUUCCCUCUGCUGGUGAUGCUGGUGACCUACAGUUUAGUUGGUCGCUCUCUGUGGGGUGGACACAUCCCUGGAGAGGCAACAGAGUAUUACCACAGCCAGAUAACAGCCAAGAGAAAGGUGGUGAAGAUGAUGGUGGUUGUGGUGAUGACGUUUGCUCUCUGCUGGCUGCCCUACCACAUUUACUUCAUUCUGGGGUCCUUUAACAGAGACAUUUAUAAACAACAUUACAUUCAGCAGGUGUAUCUGGCUAUCUUCUGGUUGGCUAUGAGUUCCACUAUGUACAAUCCAAUUAUUUACUGCUGUCUUAACCAAAGGUUUCGGGCCGGUUUCCGUCACGCAUUUGCUUGGUGUCCCUUCAUCAAAGUGUCAGAGGAAGAUAAGAUGGAGUUGCAGUACACGCACACCUUCAGAGUCACAGUGACACGCAGCCGCCGCAGCAACACCUCUUACACGCACGGCUCCAACAAAACAAACAACACAAACUCAGAGAAAGACGCUUGUUUACAGCGGAAAAUGCCCACAUGCGGCACACAAAACGCCCAUGUGGUUAUGAAACAGGAUGACACGAGACCCCCAGUUUGUAUUACGGAGCACAACCGCUGAGUUUUGAGCAGCAUGAUCUCACAGAUUCAUGUUGAAAACACAACAAACAUGGGAAGGCCUGCAGACUGCAGAAGCUGAUGAAAACUUGCAGGAAAAGAGCUGCUUUGUCAACUUGCAACAUUGUGUGUUGCCAAACAGUGUCAAUGACUGAAAAUUAUGAAAGUAUUUCUGAUCAUCUUGGUGGUCUUGAUGCAUCUUAUACAAUGCCUUGCAUAAGUAUUCACACUCCUCGUUUUUCACAUUUUUGUCAUUUUUGUCAUGUUACAACCACAAAUUUCAUAGCAAUUUAACGGGAAUAUUUGUUAUGAAUCAACACCAAGUGCAUUGCAGCUCAACCCUGUUCCUCAGGGCCCACAGUCCUUGAUGGUUUAGAAGUGUUUCUGCCCCAGCACACCUGAUUCAAGUAGUUUCAUCA